UUACUUGAUCGCUAUCACCACUGGUAACGAGAGUAAAUUCAUGUCGACAGAUUUCGUGUUUAUUAGCAGCAUAAAGUGAUUGUUUACGAUUAAACGUGACAAAAUGGCACAGACAGUAAUUUCUGCGUUAUAUCCCCCUCAUAUCGAUCCAACACGGACACCUUUGGCCUAUGGAGACAGAGCUCUUCCAAGACUGAAUAGAGAAUUGAAAGACCCCACUCUUUUGAUUCGCCAAAGAGCUGUGAUGUCAUUAUGUGACCAUUUACAUGACCCGGAACACAUUGCAGAGGCUUUAAGAGUUGGAAUAGCAGAAAGCUUGAAAACUCUACUCACUGAUUCUGAUUUAACAGUCAGACAAAAAGCCACUGAAUGUUUAUAUGUAAUUGGAGGUCAUGCAAUAGGUAGAGAUGCCUUUUUGGAAAAUGCUAUCAUACCACCAGUGGCAAAAUUGUUUGAUGAUAAAGAAGACAUUGCCAGGAAGAAUGCACACCAAGCAAUAGAAAUGAUUUCUGAAACACCCCCAGGUGCUGAAGGAAUUGUAGAAGCCAGUUUAGUUCCUAUUCUUGUGAAAAAAUUGUCAUCAGAAAAAGAUGAAAUCAAGAUUUUGAUUUUAGACACUCUGCAUUACUGUAUGAGAGUGAAUACUCAACAAGCCCUGGGGGCCGGAGCAAUGGAAACAUAUACAAAGCUCCUAGACCACGCUUCUGAUGUGAUCAGAGCUAAAGCUGCCAGAGAUAUCAUGGAUCUGAGUGUACCUCUGGAUGGUAAGAACAAAGCUGUAGAAGUGAAAUCUGUUCCAUCCUUGGUCAGACUUCUGAAGGACAAAGAGCCAGAUGUACGAGCCAAUGCAGCAGGUGCUCUCAUGAUGAUUACAAUAACAACAAAGGGUAAAUACACAGCAAUCAAUGAAGGAAAAGCCAUCCAGCCUCUGGUAGACUUAGUGGAUGAUCCAGUCAGUGAAGUCAGGCUAAAUGCCAUCAAGGUAAAUUUAGUGGAUAAUCCAGUCAGUAAGAUUUAGGGGAUGAUUCAGUCAAUUAAGGCCCAUGAAACAGACUCCAUUCCCGCUGUUGUUAAAGCAGCCACUAUUGCUGUCCGAGUAAUCACAUGGAAACCUUGAGUGACAAUUUUGACAAUUACAAGUGAUGUAUGGAUGUGUCUGUCGUGUGAAAGAGGAUUGAAUGUACCGAGUAUGAAUUGUUCAUUUAAAACUGUGAUAUGUAAAUAGCUAUUUCAUCAUAUGUGUGCAAUCAUGAAUGUGUGAAAUUUAUACUUCUAUGAUAAGUGUAUCAUUAUAUUUGAGAAAAUUAAUAUUAUAUAAAUGUAUGUUCAUUUGUUCAGUAUCUACAGAAAAGAAUUUUUAAAAUAAUGUUCUAAAAGAAGAAUUUUCACUCAUGAAUGAAUAUUUUUACUCAAAGAAAUUUUUAUAA
Saccostrea cuccullata (small rock oyster) is the source of this 1427-nucleotide messenger RNA. RefSeq names its product radial spoke head 14 homolog. The record is from RefSeq and is a predicted model, not a curated record. Gene Ontology annotation, molecular function: protein binding. The transcript is spliced from 9 exons. Gene Ontology annotation, biological process: intracellular protein transport; vesicle-mediated transport. NCBI's taxonomy places the organism in Eukaryota, Metazoa, Mollusca, Bivalvia, Ostreida, Ostreidae. Gene Ontology annotation, cellular component: membrane coat.